AAGGCCAUAUCUGCAAGUUCUCUUGAGGAAGGAAAGGUUUAUAAGGCGAAAACACUUCUUCAGACCAUCCUUAUUGGGAACCUUACGAUCCAGCGGCAAUGAAGGGCCUGGUUUUGAUCCUAACGCUUGCCUUAAUAGCCAAUCCCAUCGAUCAGAUCUAUGGUAUGGCAAUGGAAGGGCAUGUCGCCCACUUGGGAAGAUGCAAGUGCUUAAGGCACAUCUCGGGGUUUUUUGGACCCAGGCAAGUGAAACGCAUUCAAGUCAUCCCCAGAGGAAUACACUGCCGAAGAACGGAGAUUAUAUUUACUCUGAUAAACGAAUGGAAAUAUUGUGUGCACCCUGACACUCCUUGGGUGAUGUCAUUGCUUAAAAAGCUGACCAAGAGCUAAUUGCAAAUGGAUUUUUUUCCUGGGGGUGAAAAACAUUCUUAAGAUGUCUUGAGAAAACAGCCCAUCCUGCAAGCAUCAGGUUUAUCUUUCUAUAUGUACAGAUUUAAUUGCAUCCGUUCAAGUGGCAAUUUCUCCAUUCCUUGGAAAAAAGCUGGUGGCAGAAGGCAGACACAAGAAAAUAAUGACUGUUUUGGAAUAAAAUUGUGAUAUUGUGUAUUUGCUUAAAGGAAACUUAACAACUCCAGCAAAGCUACUAUUGAAUAAUUAUACUAUGCAGCUACUCAGCAGUUACCACCCAGAGCUACGAUUUCACAGCCGUUUUGCUUCUAGUUUGUUUUUAAUAAUUAUGAUGUACUCAGCAUGUGAUCUUUCUCUCCCUCAGGACUUCUCACAGUCAUAAUCCUGCUCGUAUCCUAGAUUCCCUCAAAUAUUUUCUUUCCGUUUUGUACUCUGCAAGAAUGUCUCAGCUGUUUUGCUGAAAAGAGAGGGAAAUUCACAAACCAUUCAGAAGUGUGGCAGUUGAUAAAAAUAACCUUUCAGGUUGUCACUGACGGGUAACCAAGCCAGGCCUACUCUUUCUGACUUAACUUUCAACCGCUAUGCGUUGCUCUGUUUGUGGCAUGUAUCCAGGGGUGGGAUUCAAAUAAUUUAACAACCGGUUCUCUGCCCUAAUGAUUUCUUCCAACAACCAGUUCACCAAACUGCUCAGAAAGUUAACAACCGGUUCUCCCGAAGUGGUGUGAACUGGCUGAAUCCCACCACUGGACGUAUCUACCAGGGGUGGGUUCUAUUUAUUUUUACUACUAGUUCGCAACAGGAACGAACCGGUAGUAAAGGUACGAAGAAACUUCUGCACAUGUGCAGAUCACCCGUGAUGACGUUGUGGGGGUGGGCGGAGCCUCCCGCCGGUUUUACUACCGGUUCUAUACAACCGGACCGAACCGGGGGCAACCCACCACUGGUAUCCACAAUGUAUUAUGUUUUAGAUAUUUGCCACAAACUAUAACAAUGCCUAAUGUUGUGUUGGCUAUGUGAUGAAAAUAUAUUCCUUUUGCAAAAAGUGCCACCAGCCUUCUUUGACAUGUUGGAUACAUUUGGAGUUUUGAAACAAACUUUAGGAGCUGUUGCAAAACAGAUCUUUAUAAUGGAGCCUGGCAAAAGGAUUACCUAAUUUACAAAACAGGAGUCCCUGUGUCCAUUAAACAACAACAACAACAAAAACCACCUUUCCCAACUAACUGAAUUUAUUAAAAGGCAUGAACUUUGUUCAAAAGGCAUAAGCUAGGCA
Ahaetulla prasina is the source of this 1677-nucleotide messenger RNA. RefSeq names its product platelet basic protein-like. Gene Ontology annotation, biological process: cellular response to lipopolysaccharide; inflammatory response; neutrophil chemotaxis. The transcript has 4 exons. Gene Ontology annotation, cellular component: extracellular region. Gene Ontology annotation, molecular function: CXCR chemokine receptor binding; chemokine activity. NCBI's taxonomy places the organism in Eukaryota, Metazoa, Chordata, Lepidosauria, Squamata, Colubridae. Bases 99 to 389 code for a protein of 96 amino acids. The record is from RefSeq and is a predicted model, not a curated record.